Messenger RNA from Gorilla gorilla gorilla (western lowland gorilla), 3491 nucleotides. It is a transcript of the gene MIF, whose product is annotated as macrophage migration inhibitory factor. Gene Ontology annotation, molecular function: cytokine activity; phenylpyruvate tautomerase activity. NCBI's taxonomy places the organism in Eukaryota, Metazoa, Chordata, Mammalia, Primates, Hominidae. The coding region runs from base 3027 to 3374 and encodes 115 amino acids. The transcript is spliced from 3 exons. The record is from RefSeq and is a predicted model, not a curated record.
GAAAAUUAUCUGCUUUUAAGAGUUCAUGUGGUUAGAUUGGGUGUACCCAGAUGCUCCAUGCUAAUCUCCCUAUUAGGUCCAUAAUCCUAAUUGCAUCUGUGAAGUGCUUUUUGCCAGGUAACAUGGCAUACUUGUAGGUUCCAGGGAUUAGCGCUUGUCCUCCCCUUGCUAUUCUUUAGUGGGCAGGGGGUCAUCUGCCUACCAUGGAGGUAAGGGGUCAGGAGGUAGGCAUACAGCAAUGCCCAAAAAGAGACUGUUCCCGCUGGGAUGGAGUUUACCGCCUAGACAUGCAGUCUUAACUCAGAAAUAUGGAGAUAGCCUCGAAGGACAGGACAGGUACUGGGCACAUGUGGGAAUGGACCAAGCCAGGUGCUCCGGGGGCUUUCCCAAGGAACUAAGGCUGAGCCAAGAACUGGAGGAUGAGUUGGAGUCAGAUGAGGGAAAAUGUGGGCAAACUGGAUUUCAGAACCAACCCCCAACCCUGGAGCCAGGAGCCAUGGUACUGAAGGACAGUGCGCCAUGACUCAGAGAACCAGGGAGGGUUGGCGGAGGCUCACAGGGACCAGGUUACCCCAGGACCUUGUGACAGUACUACCCCUAGUAUCAGAGGAGACUGUCAUUGGCAUUUAGGCCACUUGGUGCUCAUAACACCUCUAUGUCAGGUGAACACUAUUGUCAUCCCAAAUUACAGAUGGGGAAAGUGAGUCAAAUGUCCAUGCUAGUAAGAGGCAAAUCAUAUCACUUCUUUGGGUACCCUUCUAGAAGGAUGAGGCUGACUGCCACUGGAAACAGCUGGGGAGGGUACAAGGAGAUGACAAGUGGCUCAGAGGCUGUCCUGGCUAUAAGAAUUAAAGAGGAAAGAAACACCAAGGGUGGCUCGACAGUCAACAAGGACAGGUUUAUUUUAGAAAACAAACUUGAGAGGGGCUUCUGGCCAAGUUAGGUCAGAGCCACACUCUCUUACAAACUAAGGAUAUUUAAGGGUUUUGGAGGGGGUUCUUAUCAUAGGUUCCGAAUGUUUCCGUGUGAGGGAAAGUUUAUUACGGGGAUGGAAUGUCUCUGGUCGGAAGGGAGGCUGUCUCAGGGUUGGCAUGUUUCUGGUCAGAGAAGGGUUUAUCUUAGGGUUGGAAUGUUUCGGGUUAUGCUGACAUUAGCCAUUAGGCUGAUGUUUUGGGGCUGGAUUUAGGCGGCUUUUAAUUAAGGGGGAACUUAGAAUGGUGGUGUUUGUUCAAGAUGGCAAUGCUCCUGUUCCGUCACUGGCCAGGUAAGGCAACCCUUUGUUACCGUAACAACCUGAGAUUGGCAGGGGCUCACCUCCAGGGGCAGCUCAUGUGCUUGCUGGCGAGGCUGCACCUUGUCAUUCAGGUUCACAGGGCACAGGUCAACCAGGCCCUGGCUCUUCAGUCUUCUGCCUGGAGUGACUUACGUAAUUCUGCUCAGCUUUCAUAGGGCACAGGGAGUCAGGGGCUAACUCUGCUGCCUGGGGCUGGAAACAGACUCCUCCCUUGAGGAGCAGCAGUCCACCAUAGGGAAGUCACAGUGGUCCAGGCCAAAGGGGAUGCAGCUAGUGUAGACUAGGUGGUAGUUCAGGGAAUGGAGAGAAGUGGGAAUAAAGGGAUAGCGAAGGGAGGCAUAUUUUACUGGCAGGUGAUCAGGUGUAGGAGGACAAGUCAUACAUUUGGUACAUUUGGACUUUACAGAGCAGUGGACACUCAGUCGGCUGCUGUCAGCACCUGGGGCUUAGGGGAGUGCCCCUGGCUGGAGACAUGGCAUGGAGUGCCAUCAGUUAGGGAGCCCUGGGCACAGGUAAGAGAAGGUGUGACAGCAGGAGGGAAAGAGUCUGGGGCCCAGCUGCAGGAACCAACACCCAUAGGCUAUUUGUAUAAAUGGGCCAUGGGGCCUCCCAGCUGGAGGCUGGCUGGUGCCACGAGGGUCCCACAGGCAUGGGUGUCCUUCCUAUAUCACAUGGCCUUCACUGAGACUGGUAUAUGGAUUGCACCUAUCAGAGACCAAGGACAGGACCUCCCUGGAAAUCUCUGAGGACCUGGCCUGUGAUCCAGUUGCUGCCUUGUCCUCUUCCUGCUAUGUCAUGGCUUAUCUUCUUUCACCCAUUCAUUCAUUCAUUCAUUCAUUCAGCAGUAUUAGUCAAUGUCUCUUGUAUGCCUGGCACCUGCUAGAUGGUCCCCGAGUUUACCAUUAGUGGAAAAGACACUUAAGAAAUUCACCAAGGGCUCUAUGAGAGGCCAUACACGGUGGACCUGACUAGGGUGUGGCUUCCCUGAGGAGCUGAAGUUGCCCAGAGGCCCAGAGAAGGGGAGCUGAGCACGUUUGAACCACUGAACCUGCUCUGGACCUCACCUCCUUCCCUUCGGUGCCUCCCAGCAUCCUAUCCUCUUUAAAGAGCAGGGGUUCAGGGAAGUUCCCUGGAUGGUGAUUCGCAGGGGCAACUCCCCUCUCACCUGCCGCGAUGACUACCCCGCCCCAUCUCAAACACACAAGCUCACGCAUGCGGGACUGGAGCCCUUGGGGACAUGUGGCCCAAAGACUCAGGAGGUACAGGGGCUCAGUGCGUGCAGUGGAAUGAACUGGGCUUCAUCUCUGGAAGGGUAAGGGGCCAUCUUCCGGGUUCACCGCCGCAUCCCCACCCCCGGCACAGCGCCUCCUGGCGACUAACAUCGGUGACUUAGUGAAAGGACUAAGAAAGACCCGAGGCGAGGCCAGGACAGGCCGAUUUCUAGCCGCCAAGUGGAGAACAGCUUGGAGCGGUGCGCCGGGCUUAGCGGCGGUUGCUGGAGGAACGGGCGGAGUCGCCCAGGGUCCUGCCCUGCGGGGCUCUAGCCGAGGCAGGCGGUGACUUCCCCACUCGGGGCGGAGCCGCAGCCUCGCGGGGGCGGGGCCUGGCGCCGGCGGUGGCGUCACAAAAGGCGGGACCGCAGUGGCGUCCGAGAACUCAGGCACGUAGCUCAGCGGCGGCCGCGGCGCGUGCGUCUGUGCCUCUGCGCGGGUCUCCUAGUCCUUCUGCCAUCAUGCCGAUGUUCAUCGUAAACACCAACGUGCCCCGCGCCUCCGUGCCGGACGGGUUCCUCUCCGAGCUCACCCAGCAGCUGGCGCAGGCCACCGGCAAGCCCCCCCAGUACAUCGCGGUGCACGUGGUCCCGGACCAGCUCAUGGCCUUCGGCGGCUCCAGCGAGCCGUGCGCGCUCUGCAGCCUGCACAGCAUCGGCAAGAUCGGCGGCGCGCAGAACCGCUCCUACAGCAAGCUGCUGUGCGGCCUGCUGGCCGAGCGCCUGCGCAUCAGCCCGGACAGGGUCUACAUCAACUAUUACGACAUGAACGCGGCCAAUGUGGGCUGGAACAACUCCACCUUCGCCUAAGAGCCGCAGGGACCCACGCUGCCUGCGCUGGCUCCACCCGGGAACCCGCCGCACGCUGUGUUCUAGGCCCGCCCACCCCAACCUUCUGGUGGGGAGAAAUAAACGGUUUAGAGACUA